GUCCUCGUAUGAAAUCAUGAUAUGUUGGCAAAAAAAUUAGUACCUACGUGGUGUUUCAUUAGUAUUUUAUCUAAUUUAUUCAAAGUGAAAUAACUUCGCUUCCGCCUUUACGGUUCAACAGAAUAUGCGUUGAGCAGUUGGAAAAAGUUAUAAAGUAUUUUGCGCUACCGAAAUAACGUUUGUUACAUUUUCUAUAUAGCGUGGUCGGUUAUCGAAGGAAAAAUCAACCAUUGGAAUUUUCCUCGAAGCCGUCAAUUGAUCUUUGAUUGCUAGUACAUCGUGAUGAAUGAUCCUCAGCAUCAUUUAUAUUGAUAACGAGUGUCACUGAUGCAUCUUGCAGACAUGCUGUGGAAUUUUUGAAUCGAGCGAGUCUCUAGUGAAGGUGCAGUUCGGAAGAUGACCACUUUGGAGAAUAUCGAGAUGGGCAAGACCGCCAAUGGGGUUGUCAAUAUCAACGGUGCCAUCGUCAAAUGCAAGGGAUGGUUUGGCGUCCGCCAUGUCCAGGUUUUCCUGGCCUUCUACCUCAUGUUCAUCGCUUACGGUUUGAGGGUGAACUUGUCUGUUGGUAUUGUUGCAAUGACGGAUCCGACAGCCAGCCCUAACAAGGAUAUUCCUACCUUCCCCAACUGGACAGACAAAAGUGUGAUACUCUCAUCGUUUUUCUGGGGAUAUCUACCACCUCAAGCAUUUGCCGGACAACUGGCCAAGAAGUACGGACCCAAAUGGUUCCUCAUAUCUGCCAUGCUGAUAUGUUGCCUCUUCACCUACCUACUACCUAUUACCGCUAUACAGUAUGGCUCCUAUGGUGUCAUGUUCUGCAGGAUUAUGCAAGGCGUGGGACAAGGUUUUGUCUACCCCAUGAUCCACGACAUUUUAAGUAAAUGGGUGCCUGCAUGCGAGAGGUCGAGACUUGGCACUUACGUUUACGCAGGAGGUGCCUGUGGUACUGUGGUCUCCAUGCUCGUCACUGGUUUUCUGUCGGCUAGCUGGUGGGGUUGGCCCUCAGUUUUUUACUUGUAUGGGACUCUAUCACUCAUUUGGAUACUGCUGAUGGUGAAAUUCGGCUGUAACAAUCCCGAUGUGCACAAAAAAAUCAAGGAGGAAGAGAGACUGUAUAUAUCCAAUGGAUCUGCCAGAUCAGACGGAGAGGAAUGCCCAACCCCAUGGAAGGAAAUCUUCACAUCUGCACCAGUCUGGUCGUUGAUAAUCGUCCACUGCGGUCAAAACUGGGGCUUCUGGACCCUGAUGACCGAACUUCCCAGUUACAUUUCUGGCGUGAUGAAGUUCAACAUAAAAUCGAAUAGCUUGCUAUCUGCCUUGCCCUACUUUACCUUGUGGGUUUUGAGCUUCAUAUUCAGCGCAUUCGCCGAUUACCUGAUCAACCGCAAGAUAACGUCGAUAGGAGUGACGAGAAAACUGCUCAACAGCAUAGGUCUGUUCAUACCAGCUGCUGCACUCAUAGCUUUAGGAUUCAUGACCGUUGAACAGAAAAAACUCGCCGUUUUUCUUCUAGUCACAGCAGUAGGGACGAAUGCUGCAAUUUACAGCGGUUUCAACAUAAACCAUAUAGACAUAGCGCCCAACCACUCUGGCGUGUUGAUGGGUAUCACGAAUGGAGCUUCCAACAUAUGCGCUUUGAUAGCUCCUCUUUUCGUUCAUGUGAUAGUUACCGAUCAUUCUGAUGUUAUGCAGUGGAGAACAGUUUUUAUUUUCACGGCAGCUCUGUAUGUCAUAACAAAUUGCGUUUUUCUAAUUUUCGGAACUGGAAAACUACAAGACUGGAAUGAACCCAAGCAGAAAAGAAAUGGCAGUGUAAAAUUACCCCCAAAUGGAACUAUAGAAUCUCCAGUUAAAAACUGCUGAUGAUGACAUUCCGUGUCGAGCAUCAAGGCUGUGAUAGCUAGGAAGGAACCUUAGGGUUGUUUGCAGUUGGUGAAAUAGAUGAGAAGAGAAAUAUGGACUCGAAUGAAUUUGAUAUAAUUGUCUAAGUGAUUAACUCGGAGUUUAGAGAAUUGUUAAACAAUCGUUUUUAAUGAACGAGAAGUUACCGAUAAACUUAUUUUUAGGAUUAUAGGAAAUAGCAGCAUUAUUUUUCGUAUGGCACAAAUGAUUCGUUUUUACGUUAUUAAUAUAAUUUUUUUUUUGUAAAUAAUUAUUUAACUGUAUUUUAUCACCAUGAAUUCGUUUGAUUGCACUUGAGGUACCUACAUUUAUCCCAUCACUGCCCGAAAAUGUACAUUUCCUUAUUUUCAUUCACAAGAAAUUCAGAUUUUCUAUUGAUAGUGUCAGGAAGUUUUGCUGGAAAUGUCCUUGAAGAUAUAAAAUACUCGAAGUAUAUAGAAUCUUGUUGUUAUCGAAUAUAUUUUACAAUCGCCA
Harmonia axyridis is the source of this 2376-nucleotide messenger RNA. RefSeq names its product putative inorganic phosphate cotransporter. Lineage: Eukaryota; Metazoa; Arthropoda; Insecta; Coleoptera; Coccinellidae. The coding region runs from base 397 to 1863 and encodes 488 amino acids. The transcript has 10 exons. The record is from RefSeq and is a predicted model, not a curated record. Gene Ontology annotation, biological process: transmembrane transport; monoatomic anion transport. Gene Ontology annotation, molecular function: transmembrane transporter activity. Gene Ontology annotation, cellular component: plasma membrane.